GUUCUCUGCCAUCAUUUUAGUGUCAACACACUUUAGUUUCGGAAAUACUAUUCAAAAUUCUAUAAAUUAUUUACCUAAAACCAAUGGCUGACGUACACCAGCUAAUUGUGACUUGUAUCAUUUACCUGUACCAGAUCUACCUGAUUUUUAGAUCCAUUAAUCCCCUCAAGAAGGACGCCCUGCUGCUUGUCUUACACAACUUUCUGCUCUACUAUGUGAUCAACAUGUUCAAGCGCUUAGCUCAGACUUCGAUGGGCUCUUCGGGACCGGUAAACACCUUUUACUAUGUACCCCUGGUAUACGAGGAAACCGUGAGCUUGGACGCUGAACAGGAUAGCUGGCAUCAGGUGCUGCGGUCCUCCACUUGGCAGUUCUUUGAGACUCUCUUCAGACACCAUUUGGCCCUGCUGUUGUCAUUUAAUAUGGCCCUCAUAGUGCCUCGCUGCAAGCUAGGCUUCAUUAGCACUCUUGUCCUGGCCUCCAACUUCGUGAUGUUCGUCUGCUUCACCUCGGCCAUUUGGCAGCUUCUAAUGUGCAGCGGCCAGGCCAAUGUCAAUGCACUGCGCCUCGUCCUGAUCCUGAGCCUGGGACCCGUGUGCCAAGCGCUCCUGGGGUGUCGUCUCCUGUCCCGCAUGUGGGUUGGCCUGUGGAUUGUUGUUUGAACGAGGGAAUUCGAUUUGCCAGGACACAGCCAGGAGUUAAGCUAGCAGCAGGAGCAGCAAAUCAAAGCAAUAAACCAACUGAACUGGGCUCUAAC
Messenger RNA from Drosophila serrata, 757 nucleotides. RefSeq lists its product as uncharacterized. NCBI's taxonomy places the organism in Eukaryota, Metazoa, Arthropoda, Insecta, Diptera, Drosophilidae. The record is from RefSeq and is a predicted model, not a curated record.